AGUCGUUAGAGUAAAUAUUAUAUUCUUUGCCUAUUACACGAACGGCGAACGAACUCCAAUAUACAAAAGGUAUUGAACUCUAGAGGUGAUUCAAAUUAAUGUUCGUUAGUGAUAAUAUUAUAUUCUUUGUUAGUGAUAUUUAGCUGUGGUUUGCACGCUCGUCGCUCAGUGAAUUAGUAAAAUUAAUAGUUCUAUCAACAUGUCUUCACGUAAAACAGCUGGUCGUCGUGGUACAAACAAGAAGCGCGCCCAAAGAGCCACUUCUAAUGUAUUUGCUAUGUUUGAUCAGGCCCAAAUUGCAGAGUUCAAAGAGGCAUUUAAUAUGAUAGACCAGAAUCGUGAUGGAUUUGUUGACAAAGAUGACCUCCAUGAUAUGCUUGCAUCUCUAGGAAAGAACCCAACUGAAGAUUAUUUGGAAGGAAUGAUGAAUGAAGCCCCAGGCCCAAUCAAUUUCACAAUGUUCCUCACACUUUUUGGUGAACGACUCCAGGGAACUGAUCCCGAGGAUGUUAUCAAAAAUGCAUUCGGAUGUUUCGAUGAAGAAAAUACUGGUAUGAUCCAAGAGGACCGCUUGCGUGAGUUACUCACCACAAUGGGCGAUCGGUUCACAGAUGAUGAUGUUGAUGAAAUGCUGCGCGAAGCUCCGAUCCGUGAUGGAUUAUUUGACUAUGUAGAGUUUACACGUAUUCUGAAGCACGGCGCUAAGGAUAAGGAUGAACAGUAAUCGAGAUAUGGAUUAUUGACAGACGGGGUUUAUUGUGGUUCAAAUAUGCAUACAAACACCCCGCCUUUCUAUGUAUUUUAAAACAUAUUCAAACAUUUAAUAUGAUAAGUAUAAGUUAUUAUUAUGGACUGUAUAAGUAUUCUAUACCUGCUUGUAUUAAAUAUCCAUUAAUAUUGUAUAUGGUAGUCUCAUAAAGAUUAAAGCAUUUUAUUAAUAUGCAUUUCUUGAAACAAUCUAUUAUUUUUAUUUGCAUUUGUGUUAAACAAACACAUAUUUUUCAAAAAUAAUUUCUAUUAUUUUGAAAAGGAAAUGAAAAUGUUUUUUAAAAUUACAAUCAGACCAUUCCGUUGUGUUCUAUUUUGUGUGUAGUUAUGGUUUAAAAAUGAAUUAAUGGCGUCACAUUCUUAUUACCUUACUUUUAGGUCUAAAAACUAAUAUAGUUAAAUAAUUAAAAUAGAGGAUAUAACCUGCCGUAAAUUCAAAUAUUUUUCGUAACACCUAAAAGUUUUUUUUAUAAUCGCUUGUUUGAUAAUGUGUUUUGACUUCAUUGCGAAUGCUCAUAUAAAAAAUGAAGAAUAAUCAAUUCCAAAUUCCAAAAUUUUGAAAUUAUAAUGUGUCCACGGUUGAAUUUUGAGUGAGUGCUUAAUAUAUGCAAUGAAACAACAUGUAGGUAUAAAUUAUUAUGAAUUGUUUAGUUGUAUCUUCUUAACAAUUGUUGUAUUCUUAUAAUGAUAUCAUGUAAAAGAUCUAAUAUUAUAUUGUAACAAAAAACUAUUAAACAUUUUAUAUUAUUCAAA
Messenger RNA from Leptidea sinapis, 1521 nucleotides. RefSeq names its product myosin regulatory light chain sqh (gene sqh). The transcript is spliced from 4 exons. NCBI's taxonomy places the organism in Eukaryota, Metazoa, Arthropoda, Insecta, Lepidoptera, Pieridae. Gene Ontology annotation, biological process: locomotion; post-embryonic development. The record is from RefSeq and is a predicted model, not a curated record. Gene Ontology annotation, cellular component: cytoplasm; myosin II complex. Bases 200 to 724 code for a protein of 174 amino acids. Gene Ontology annotation, molecular function: calcium ion binding; myosin heavy chain binding.